AGCAGACUGGGCAAACCUCGUGAACUGCGUACCGCAAUCAGUGCAUUGCGAGUCUCGGUCCCGACUCCGUCGACCUCCCUGGAAUUCAUCCCAAAUACCCUUCUAUUCUACUUAAGCAGGCAAACUCCCUUCGAUCUUUAGGAAACAGACUUUGCAAGCAUCGUACACGACAGGCUUCACAAUCUCGUCCAGAAUCAUAUGCCGACUUGACCUUCUCAAGAUACAAGCACUGUCAAGGAACUACUGUGUUCAAAGAGAAGAUUGAACACAGCGGAAGUUCGCUUAGAAACCAGUCCGAGUUGGAAUGCCAAAUUAAAGCCUCAUGGGGGCAGAUCGGUGCAACAACACCCUUUCGUGGGACGGUGUCCUCUGUCAACACUGUCGACAUCUAUUCGACACGAACGUUGUACGUUGGAAACAUGAGCAAGGAUCUGAUACAUGCCGGCGAGAGCUACCUGAAGAUCUCUCGUUCCCAUUUAUCGCUCCACGUCUUUGGUGGCACACUGUGCCAUCACUCAGAAUUUGUGCUUCGCAUUCUUGCAAGCUUUGCGAGAUUGUGCUGUAUUCCAUAGGCGAUGAGAAGUUGGAGCAGUUGGAGUCGUGGGAAGCUACUAUACCGGUACAAAUUUGGGCUGAUGAUGGGUUCUCAAACAGAUUCUGGGUGCUAGGACCUGAACAGGAUCCGAGGCCAGAAGCAGAAGCGUGCGAUGCCGAGCCUAAUGAGAAAUAUCGUUGGAUCAUGACGGUUUUAAAAGUACAAAAUAUCUCAGACCAUGAGCCAUUACAUUCCCACGAACUUUUGAGCCUCUCUACGGACUCAGAAGAGACAUUUGCGCAAAUUGAUGCCUGGUUGCAUGCUUGCAAAUCUCAUAAAGCCUGUAGAGAUAACUCAGCCUUGCUCGGUCAAGACAUUAGAACAAUGCCAACGAAACUCCUGGAGCUUUCACACGGCGACGAACAUCCAAGCGUCAGGCUUAUAGACACUUCAAGGACUGGAGUGGGUGAUAUCCAAUAUGCCACACUCAGCCAUUGCUGGGGAGGUAACCUUACUGCCAAGCUGCUGAAGUCACUGGUCGAUGACUACAGGCUGAACAUCCCGUGGGAAAGCCUGCCGCUGAACUUUCAACAUGCGAUAGCUGUCGCGUUAAAGCUCAGUAUACGGCACAUAUGGAUUGAUGCGUUGUGUAUCGUUCAAGACGACAACGAGGAUUGGAAUCACGAGGCCGCUCGGAUGGGCGGUGUCUAUGCCAACUCCUUUCUCAACAUCUCGGCGCAUGACUCGAAGGACGGAGCUGGUGGUCUUUUCAGGAUGCGAGAGCCACGUGGCCUCCAAUCCUUCUUCGUCCCUCACCAGAAUGACACCACCAGCCGCUGUGGCUCUAUCUUCUACAACGACAGAUGGCGGGACUCAGUCUAUGUUGGAGCCCUAUCGAAUCGAGGAUGGUGUGUGCAAGAGAGAUUUUUGGCACCGAGACUGCUCCACUUCACCCAAGAAGAGGUUCAUUGGGAGUGUCUGGAACUUCUCGCUGCCGAAAGCUCCCCGACCUGCUUUAGUAUUACUCACGAGGAGCCCUGGAAUGCGACGAAUGUCCAGAAAUCUUUACUUCAGCGUGGAGCAUCUGCAGAGCAAAAAACGUAUUACACCUACCAAUUGUGGUAUCAGUUGAUGUUCGCAUACUCUAGAGGGGCGCUGACUUUCACAUCCGAUCGCCCAGUUGCCAUUGCUGGGUUGGCUCGAAUAUUCUGCCGACUUCUAAAUCUCGCCGACCGCGACUACCUUUGUGGGCUGUGGCGGCCGCAGCUCGAACAUGAUUUGAUGUGGGAAAGCGGUCAAGACUGGAUCACUGCCCCUGCAACUUUGAGGGUACCAGGCUUGCCAUCAUGGUCAUGGCUAUCUCUAUGCACGGAUGUACGGAUGAAUCACAAUCAUCUUGGAGACGGCCAAGGCACGUUAGAAGUCGUCCAAGCUUUCACAAUGCCCUGUAAUGACCCUUUCGGAUCAGUUUCAUCCGGUGAAGUGACACUACGAGCACCUCUUUGCCAGAUUACGAUAACAGAAACGGAGCGGCCGUCCCGCGGUUCCUUCAAGGAACGGAAUCUUUUUUCUUUGCAUGUCGGUGGACAUUUACUACGCGAAGAAAUGCACUUCUCUUUUAGUCCAGAUGAUACUACAGACACUGGUCUGCGAGAGAUCUCGGACGCCCCUGUAUAUCUAAUGCUGGGACGGGCCAACGCACUUGGAGAACCAAUGAUUAUAGAUGAAUCUAGCGUUCCCACGUACGAGGAAGCAGCAGAUUGUAAACACGCGCCUCUAAAAGGCUCUGGCUAUGAAUGCUUGGUACUCAAAGAGAACGGCCCCGUUGGCUACUUUCGGCGCGUAGGAUACAUACGCUUCGAGCCAUUGCAUUUUCAGUUCAUCAGUAACCUUUCUGUGGAACAAGCGAGGAUGCUUCGCCGCGAAGCUGAGGGGAUACUCCACGAGCAAUUUGUUCACGGCAAGAUACCUAGCGACAUAUGCGGACCGCCAAAUGACGCAUACAUGUAUACGCUUACGUUGGUCUGAUUUGGCUUAUACCAGCGAUCAAUCCCCCGCAUUCUCACAGUCUCGAAGUAAUGAA
Molecule: messenger RNA, 2618 nt
Organism: Paraphaeosphaeria sporulosa
Lineage: Eukaryota; Fungi; Ascomycota; Dothideomycetes; Pleosporales; Didymosphaeriaceae
Product: HET-domain-containing protein
Exons: 3
Coding region: 323-2563 (746 amino acids)
Source: RefSeq, a predicted model, not a curated record